CUUUUGGUUGCGCAGUCAGUCAACCACUACCACCAACACCAGACCUGGUUCUUGUCGCUGUUGUUGAACCACAUGGGUUCAACAUGAUAUCGCCCUCGACCCAGCGGUGACUGCGCACCUAUGGCUCCCAUAUCCCCCGGCACAAACACCAUGAUGCACCCAUCCAAAAAGUCCAAACCCACCCCAACAACCAAAAACCACCGAUAUGAGUCUUUCACCAAGCGGGUUUCUAGAUUGAAGAUAGACCCUGUGCAUAUUGUCGAAAAUAACAAGAUUGACAAUCAUGCUACGUCUCUUUCCCACAGUUUCUUCCGCGAGUCCCUCGAUCAAUGGGCCGAAUUGAAUCUUACCCAAACCUUCACCACCUUUUCAAACAAGGUCAACCCUCUGUGCGAAAAUCUGCCUCAAUUGCUCCAUCACGCCGAUACCAUUUUCGACCUAUUGGUCCAACAUAUUGAAAAACAAGAUGCCUUGGCUUUGGAGCCUCUGCUCAGUCUUCUGGCGCAUUUGGCCCAUGAUCUCGGACAGAAAUAUGAGAAGUACUUUGCCAGAACUGUCCAGGUUGUGGCAAAAGUGGCAGUGUCUCAUGUGGAUCCCGACAUCAUCGAGUGGUGCUUCACGUGCCUUGCAUGGAUGUUCAAAUAUCUAUCGAGGCUGUUGGUCCAUGAUAUGCGACCUCUCCUUGAAAUCAUGAUCCCAUUCCUCUCGGCGAAAAAGGACUACCUGGUUCGAUUCAGCGCGGAAUCAUUGGCAUUCUUAUUGAGGAAAGCUGCUUCCCUGCAUCGCAAGAACAAGCCUUCCUUGCGCAUCGCCGUCAGAUAUCUUUUGGACCAGGUUGCAGAGACACAAACUACUGGUCUUCCCCAGCUGCACCUGGGAAUCAUGACUCUGUUUGUCGAGACUUGCACAGGCCUAGAGGGCCAGCUUCAUACUAGCGCCGAUAGUCUUGUUGACUGCCUUUUGGCCACGACCGACCUUUUUUUGCAAGAUCCAGCCGUCCAGUCAAUCACCAUCGGCGUACUUGUCGCUUUGACUCACCAGACCAACGCUACCAGUUUUCAACCAGUUUUCAAAACCGCUCUUACUCAUCUCCGGCGUCAAUCUAAACCUUCCGAUCGCUUCCAUUGUGCAUGGACAUUGACAUUACUACAUGUCUUGGUUGGUACCAGGAGUGGCACCAGAAUAUCAGACUGGACAGACGUCAUCGAUCUAGUUUUGUCAAAUGCCACGAUCGCUUCUGAACAAUUUGGAUUGGAUGAUCAGUUACAGCGACUCAUUUUGCAGGUCACCGCAGAAGUCAUUCAAAACGCACCUAUGGAUCAAUUGCUGCCUUGGACAAAGAAAAUCCUUGACCUCUUGACCUCAAGCUCAUGGCCAGUUUCCUUCUUUGCCUUUUGCACCAUUUGUGCUGAACUCGGCGAAGAACGCUUUCGAAGCCUAGUUCUUCCUCGCCUUCAGCAAUUCAUCAUUUCAAGGUGGUCGGAUGAGCAGCAAAGCUUGUUCUACACUUUGGAGCGGUUGAAUGCUCAGGUAUUCUCCAGUGAUGCAGCUGUCUCAAAUAAGGUCAUCAAUUGUCCCUCGGGAUUGCAGGACGCGGUACUAGAUCAUCUCGAAGCUCUGAAAGCACUCGACACACCACAACCCCUUGAAGACCUUGCAGGCCAUCUACACUUGAUCGAGACAGCUCGAUUCGGUCAAGAUACAAAAAGCAGGAGUCGUCUUCUAAGGAGCCUACAUAACAUCCUUUCAAUCGCCUUAGCGGAUCAUGCGCCGGAUACAGAACGAAAACGCCGUCUCAUCCUUGGCUGGGGUCUUCAAUCCUAUGUUACUGCCUUGGAUGAAGAAGAGAAAGAGAAGUACAACCUGCUGCCACAACUUUUAACCACCACUCCUGCAUACCUUCGAUCACCCUUAUUCUUGAGUCUAUGUAAUAGACUCUUGAAGCAAUCUCCCCUGUCCAAGGAUCAAAAGGAUCAACCACAACUGCUCAAUGUCCUACAUUGUCUCAUGCAGAAUCUCCUCACGUCCUCGAUUCCAUUGAAAGUCGAAUCCCUCAAAAUGAUAUGCGAAGUCUCUGCAAACGAAGCAGAAUCCAGUGCGGCCACUCUGAUGCUAGACAUCAUCACUACUCCGUAUACACCAUCGGAGGCUCGAAAGCUCUCAAUGCUGCUAAGGCGCUUGCCGAAACAACACAGCACCUUACUGCCUUUCCCAUCUCUUCGAGAUAUGAUACCAUCGUUUUGCCUUGGCCUGUUGGGAACAUUUCAUGAUGCGCUGAGAAAGGACGUUUGCGAAGCACUAGCGAUCCUGGCAGAGGAUUCGAGCACCGAAGAAUUUGUUCUGAACAUUGCAUUGCAGUGGUUGCAGACUCCAAAUGUCCCUCAGGUUGCCGAGAAUCACCACGACUCACCGACGUCCCGGCCAACUCAAUUCGAAUGCACGAAGCUGAACCUGGUGGAGAACGUCGUUAUGAAGAUCUCCGGUGAAUAUGUGGAUCCAAGAAAGAGCUUCGCAGCAAUGAUCGACGAUGCACAUCAACUCGUGUCUUCCACGCUACCACAGAACGCUCGCGCUUUAGGACUUCAGAUUUUGAAUUCUAUUCCGGCUUCUGUCGAGCGACGCUCACGACUACUGGUUCCAAUCUUCCUGGCUGCUCCUAUGAACCGUGCACAAUUGCAACAAACUCACAACUCGGACGCCUCUACCUCAUCCCAUACUAUGAGUCCAGAAGUUGAUGAUCACGAAUGGUCCUUGCCAGAUCGUAGGCAAUUUGUCUCGCUCUUCGCAAAAUUCAACAACCCACGGGUUCUCUUCAGAUCCAGCGAAGUCCUCGAAAAGAUCACAGAGCUUCUUGGCAAUGGCAAUGCUGAUAUCAGAAAAUCAGCGCUGCAAGCGGUCCUGAAGUGGAAGGAUCCCGUCUUGAUGGCGUAUGAAGAUGUCCUUCUCGAUAUCGCAGAAGACAAGAAAACCCCAGCAGAUUUGGGCGUCCUUUUGAGCCUAGACGAGGACCAGUCACCAAUUAAGCCUGACCAUCGAGCGAAUGUCUUGCCGGUCGCACUGAGGUUGAUAUUUGGUUCACUCGUUGGCCGAGUCGGCUCUACAGGUUCGCAAGAAGCCCGUCGUAAGUCCAUAUUGAGGAGCCUGUUCCGCAUGAGCGACAGUGAAAUAGGAUCAUUCCUUGAUAUCACACUUGCGAGGCUCAAAGAUGUGCAUCUAGCAGACUCAACGGAUGACGAAACGUUUCUGAACCAGCUCUCUAUCCCCGAAGAUCAACAAUACGGCUUUCUUCGUCUACUUUUGACUAUUCUUGAGUCCAUGAAGAGCAAAUUCUCAGGUUUCGGACAAAAGGUCAUUGACGCUGUCGUCCUUUGUGUCGCGAAUUCGUCUCUCAACUCUGAAGCAUUCCAGAAUUCCAGUGUCACUACGUCGGCAUUAACCCGAAGCAUCAGACGCACGGGAGUCCAGUGCCUUGUUCUCCUAUCUGAUCAUUGUCCCGAAAUUGACUGGCCUCCUUAUAUAGCUCUCUUGUUCAAGAAGUUAAUAAAUCCUCGAAUCGAAUCGUUUGCUUCGGAGACGAGCCAGGGCAUCUCGGGGCUCUUGCGCCUGUUCGCUGCGUGGGCACGCUCGCCUCGACUUGUUGGACACCUUCGCGGACAAGACUCCCGACUACCAAGUGCACUAUGGCAGUGUCUUACUACACCUUCUGCUCAAAAAGAUGUCAAGCUUUUUAUCCUAGAGGAUAUUGUUCUGCCCUGGAUAUCUCUGGCGGCAGAUCUGUAUCCUGGUCAACCCGAUGCCAUGGAUCAGGUGCAGGCAGAAGCCAACGCUCUGUUCUCGGCUUUGACAUCACUCAUCGAACAAGCCCCUCCACGAGAUAUCCUUAAUGCCAUCAUUUCGAUCCUCCCGAGCAUGACGGCGUUCCCGUUGUCGACUGAAGCUAAAGAGAAAAUGAUCACCCUACUACAAGUUCUCCUUGAAAGCCCAGCGUACAAAUUUCCGCCCCAAAUGAAGAGCAAGCUGCUUCUUGGAAUAACAAGCCUGCUCAGAACCGACGAAGUUUUGGCGAAGGGGCCGUCCCAUGAAUCGUUGUGGUGUUUGGCAUCUGCAAUGUUCAACUAUUUCAAAGAUGAUGUGAAUCGCCAAAUUCUUUGUGAAAUGCUUCAAACACUAUCCCAAGGCCGGGAGAGCCUUUCUCAAGUGGUUCAACUCUGUUAUGACAUGAACUCCGUUUCCUCCCAACGCUUGGGAGAGUACGAUUAUGAGAAAAGACUCUCGGCAUUCAACUUAAUCAGCACAAUGCCAGUCGAAGGCUCACAAGGAAUAUUCUGGCUACCCAUUGUCUGCAAUCUUCUCUUCUUCAUCCGCGGAGUAGAGGAUUUUUCAAUUCGUUCGAAUGCCCUCUCAUGUUUGCGGACAAUUAUCAUCAAAGGCUGCGCCUCAGGACAUGAUGAUCUUAAAAAGGUGAUCAGGUCUACUGUAUUGCCCGCUGUCAGAAAAGGCGCAAAGGAAGAUUCGGAGCACGUCAGAGCCGACUUUGUCUCCCUUUUUGGGUUGCUUGUUCAACAUCUCAGUGAUGACCCAGACCUUGCAGACAUGGUUGUGCUUCUGGUGGGUAAUGAUGAGGAGGCCUCGUUCUUCUCUAAUGUCCUCCACAUUCAACAACAUCGGCGUGUUCGGGCGAUAAGGCGACUCAUCACGGAGGUCGAAAAAGGCCAGGUCAGUCCAAAGAACAUUGCAGAGUUCUUCAUUCCACUGUUGGAAAAGUUUGUUUAUGAUUCGACCGGGGAUGAAUCCCUGCAAGGCGUCAAGGGCCAAUCAAUCGCUGCCAUGGGGCUGUUGCUGCAAUGGACUGAUUGGAAACAAUUCAGAGCGCUGUUUCGCAGAUACAGAAGCGAUCUGGCCAACCCUGGGGAAACCCAAAAGAAUUCGGUCAAGCUUUUAGGUCACGCAGCUGAUGCGCUCCUCAGUGCCAGUCUGACACCAACAACAGCGCCACAGUCAGAAGUCAGUCGCAUACCGUCCCUAGCUAUGUCGAUUUCCAGCAAGGCUACAUUGGAAAACGAAUUAAGGGUGCAUUUCAUCCCAAAGUUGGCCGAGCUUAUCCACUACAAAGAUGAAACAGAGAUCAGCUUCCGUAUACCGAUAGCGGUCACAAAUGUGAAGCUGAUCAAGAUGCUCCCUGCCGCAGAAGUGGCACUUGCCGCGGCUCCUGUGGUGCUCGACAUUGCAAACAUCCUCAGAAGCCGUACUCAAGAAUCACGCGAUGUUGCGCGCAAUGCCUUGGCACAAAUUGUUGUCCUCUUGGGCCCGUCCAGUGUACAAUUCGUCAUCAAGGAAUUGCGAACGGCAUUGACGCGCGGAUAUCAGUUGCAUGUCCUCUCCUUCACGGUACAUACGAUCCUAGUUGAGCUGACGCCGACAGUCGAAUUUGGAUCUCUGGACUAUUGUGUCGAAGAUUUAUUGUCUGUCGUUAUUGAUGAUACCUUUGGUGCCACUGGACAGGAGAAGGAGAAUCAAGACUACAUCAGCAGUAUGAAGGAAGUCAAGAAGAACAAAAGCUAUGAUUCAAUGGAGCUACUCGCCCGAUCUACAAGCGUCUCUGCACUUUCGAGGCUCGUCACACCCUUGCAGACUAUUUUGUCGGGGUCUUUGACGACAAAGCAAGUCAGACAAGUGGACGAACUUCUGCGAAGGCUUGGUCUCGGAGUUUCACAGAACCCUGGAGCGAAAGAUAGAGAUCUCUUGGUUUUUGCCUACCAAUUGAUCCAGUCAUUCUACACCCAGAAAGCUGCCAUCCCAGCCCGAACACUGACAGCGGACGAAAUCAAUCGACAACGAUUUCUGCUGCAGCCAACCGACCCGAGCAAAACAGCGGGCCCACGAACAUCACCAUUACUAUUCAAGCUUGCAAAGUUUGCACUAGACCUGGUGAGAUCGACCUUGCAGAAGCACGAUGAGCUUUGCACAAGCGAGAAUGUCCACGGCUUUUUACCAAUCAUUGGUGAUGCACUCAUAGAAGCUCAAGAAGACGUUAAAAUAUCUGCUCUCCGCUUGUUGUCUGCUAUCAUGAGACUGAAAAUGCCGGAGCUGGAUCAAAAUGCCCCUCUAUAUCUCAUGGAAGCCGUCAAGAUGGUCAAGAACUCGACGAACACAAAUGAAGAAGCAGCACAGGCUGCAUUGAAACUCAUAUCAUCGUUACUGCGAGAACGAAAAACCAUUCCGAUUCGAGAGGUUGACAUUGCCACAAUUCUUCACCGGAUCGCGCCUGACAUCGAGGAACCUGAUCGACAAGGGGUAACGUUUAAUUUCAUUCGAGCAGUCAUGUCGCGAAAGAUGCAGUCAGCGCAGCUUUAUGACCUGGUGGACAAAAUUGGAAUGAUGAUGGUUACGAAUCAUGCGCGUAGUGCUCGCGAUGUUGCCCGUGGUGUCUAUGUGCACUUCCUUCUCGAAUACCCACAGAGCAGCACCAGAUGGGCGAAGCAACAGAAGUUUCUGUUGAAGAACCUCGAUUACCAGCAUCCCGAAGGCCGACAGUCAGUGAUGGAAGCGAUGAACACUUUAGUUCUGAAACUCAAAGGUGAUGCUGGUGAGGAACUUGCAUCAUCCCUCUUCCUGCCGAUCUUGUUGCGCAUGGCAAACGAUGACAAUAAGGGCUGUCGCGAACUAGCAGGUGUGCUUCUACGUCAGCUCUUCCGCUUGGCGGAUACGAAGCAUCUCAACGAAUUUCUGGAGCCCAUGCAAGCCUGGAUUGAACAAGACCAGAACGUGGAGUUGCAGAAGAUCAGCAUGCAAGCCUAUGGGAUCUUACUAGACUCCGAGGUCAAAGUCGGGGGAAGCAACUUGACUCACCUGAGAGACAACAUCGCCAGAUUGUUGCAGGUGCAGGAGAUUGACGAGGACGAAGAUUGGGAGCUGCAGUUCCACGCUUUACUUCUGUUGUCCAAACUAGCCAAAACACAUCCUGAGCUAGUCUUGCAGCAGAAGCAGACUAAGUUAUGGUCCCCAGUGUGGUCUUUGCUGAGCCAUUCGAACUCUUGGAUUCAAAGCACGACAGCCGAAUUAGUCCAGAUAUUUUUCCAAGAUUGUGGCGAGACCGCCCAGCAGACGAUCCCUCUGAUUUGCUCACAUGGUCUCAGACUCAACCCUGUCGAGUUCCUGACGGUUUUGAAACGCAGUGUUCGUGUUCUGAGGCGGCUGGACGGUAAUCAAGAACUGGGCAUGCAGACUGUUCAAAAUCUCCUCUUCAUGGCAAAGUGUUUGGACACCAAUGGUUUAAGCAUGGAGGUGACCGACCGCGUUGAUAUCGGAGCGAUAGACGAAUCCGAUGGAGAAAGCACCGAUGAAGAACUGCCCAAGAAAAUGAAAACGAUCAAGGCCAUUCAAUAUCUAUUGGAUCAAAUCGCACGCAUUCUGCGGGUGGAGAUGUCUUCACUGACAUCCGGAGCAUUGCACCCCAAGCUAUCAGCACUACAAUUGUUUACCGCAGCUCUUCCCAGUCUAUCGAGAGACAGUGCCCAUCAGGACGCAAUCCGAGCAAUACUACUACCGCUUCAACAUGUCACUGAUACCAACACGAUCGCACCAAGAUCUGGCGACCCGACAUUUUCUAACAAGUAUAUAGAAUUUGUGGAGCUUGCUCAGAAUGCUAUGGAGGAAGUACAGCGCAAGAUCGGCGAUGCAGAAUACGUACAACUUCUAACGGACGUGAGCAAAAUCAUGCGCCUACGACGGGAGGAGCGAAGAAGUAAGCGUCGGAUUGAAAGGGUGGCAGAGCCUGAGAGAGCAGCAAUGGCAAAGAAGAGAAAAGGGGACCGGAAGAAGGAGAGGAAAAGGGAAAUUGGACGAUCACAUCAACGACGUCGAAAAGAAGUAUGAUGAAGUCAGUAUGGCUCAUUAUGAUCUGUCGAUAGGAGGUGUAAUUUGGAUAUUAUGAUCGACAUGGACGAGACAAUGUUCUUGUUUGAUGGAGCAGGGCGUUGAGGUUGAGGUUGAGGUUGAGGUUGAG
Messenger RNA from Exophiala mesophila, 8005 nucleotides. RefSeq lists its product as uncharacterized. Lineage: Eukaryota; Fungi; Ascomycota; Eurotiomycetes; Chaetothyriales; Herpotrichiellaceae. The transcript has a single exon. The record is from RefSeq and is a predicted model, not a curated record. Bases 121 to 7875 code for a protein of 2584 amino acids. Gene Ontology annotation, cellular component: 90S preribosome; nucleolus; small-subunit processome.